AUGCUGGCGGCCAAGCUCCCAAUCUCGCAGACAGCCAUCCUACAAAACGAGAAUGGCAGCCCCAAGCUGAUGGAGGGCGUGCCGCUGCCAUCACCCAAGGCCGGCACAGUAAUAGUCAAGACAGUCGCAGUAGCGCUCAACCCGAGCGACAACAAGAUGGGCGCAGCCUUCCCUACCCCAGGCUCCGUCGUAGGCAUGGACUUCUCAGGCACUGUGGCGUUCAUCCCGCCCGGCACGACCACAGAUCUCCGCCUCGGCGACCGCGUGUGCGGCAUGGUGCACGGCUCCAACCCAGGCGACCUCACCAACGGGGCCUUUGCAGAGUACGUGCGAGCACGGCCCGAGUUCCUGCUUCCCGUCCCACCCACCCUGUCGAUGGAAGAAGCCGCCACACUGGGCGUGGCGCUCAUGACGAACCUCCUGGCCCUGUGGGAGCCCUCGGCGCUGGGCCUGGCCGCCACCGCAGACCCAGACAAGCCAGCCGAGAAGCCCUUCCCCGUGCUCGUCUACGGCGGCAGCACGGCGACGGGGACCAUAGCCCUCCAGCUGCUGCGGCUGUCCGGGCUCACGCCCAUUGCGGUCUGCAGCCCGCGGAACUUCGACCUGGCGCGCGACCGGGGCGCCGCCGCGGCGCUGGACUACAUGCGGCCUGACCUCGUCGCCGAGAUCCAGCGGCUCACGGGUGGGAAACUCAGGUAUGUGUACGACUGCAUCGCCGACCCGGAGACGGUUGCGCACUGCUAUGCGGCCAUCGGUCGGACGGGCGGCAGGUAUGCGUCGCUGGAGCUGGUCCCCGAGGCGCUGCGGACGCGCCGGGCCGUGCGCCUCAAGCUGGUGCUGGCGUAUGAGGCCUCGGGCGAGGACGUGCCUUUGUCGAAUGGCUAUGAGACUUUGGGGGACCUGGAGAAGCGUGCCCUUGCGGAACGAUAUAUUGGCGUCUUUCGGGGCUUGCUGGAUAAGGGUCUGCUCAAGACGCAUCCUAUUCAGAACCUGGGAGGAGGGCUCCAGCGCGUAUUGGAGGGUUUGAAGAUGUUGAGGUCAGGAGCGGUGUCGGGGCAGAAGUUGGUGGUGACGAUGUAA
Molecule: messenger RNA, 1080 nt
Organism: Cryphonectria parasitica EP155
Lineage: Eukaryota; Fungi; Ascomycota; Sordariomycetes; Diaporthales; Cryphonectriaceae
Product: GroES-like protein
Exons: 1
Coding region: 1-1080 (359 amino acids)
Molecular function (GO): oxidoreductase activity, acting on NAD(P)H
Source: RefSeq, a predicted model, not a curated record